Molecule: messenger RNA, 3975 nt
Organism: Penicillium concentricum
Lineage: Eukaryota; Fungi; Ascomycota; Eurotiomycetes; Eurotiales; Aspergillaceae
Exons: 3
Coding region: 1-3975 (1324 amino acids)
Source: RefSeq, a predicted model, not a curated record
AUGAAUCCAGUAAGUCCCUGGAUUGCGGCUUUGGCCGACCAAUGUCUCUCGUUCUACCUCGGUCAAAAUGAUCAAGAUGAUAUCCAGGUGGAGGAUUUUGAGGGAUGCCUCAUUUUCAUUAUCCGCAGGCCCACACUAAACUCAGCCGUUGUUGUGUCGUGGGGACAAGGAGAGGACAGUCAUCGAGCCACAUUCACAGACUCAAAGAACCAGAUCGAUGCGAUUAUUCUACGCGGCUCGCCGGACGCGCAGGAAGAAACCUCACCCUGCCCACCGUCGGUCAAAGGGGGCCCUAGGCACCUGGUUGAGCUUUCCGAUAUCAAGCUCAUUUUUACGUACUCGGCAUCUGUUCCGGAUGUCUACCUGCACGUCAAUCGAUUUACCAUCCACCCGAAUGCAGUCUCGAGAGGGGAUGUGCCGAAACCAAAGCUCAAGAAGACACCGACUCUCAGAACCCUAAUGACCAUGGCAUGCGAGAAAAUCCGAAAGACACAAGCGCAUCCUGGCUCCAAUAGUCAACCUAAUACUGGCUUGACCGACUCAUUUGUCUCUCAGCGUGAUCAACCUAUGCCACCCCAUCAUUCUCAAAACAACUCGACAUCGCAGUUGCUCUUCUCCCAACCCCUGUCUAAUAUGUGCCAUGGCGCACCGAACGGUAAUUCAAUGACCAAUCGUGUUUCCCUCAACAGGUCAUCGGAUCUUCUAGGAUUGCUCGCUCCUUCUCGUCCAAUUCAAACGGACGGCCCAGCCACUCAAGAACUUCCGGAGACCCAUGGACUAUCUCUAGGUGAACGUAAAAGCAUGCGCUCUUCCUUGCCAAAUGGGAGGAAGCCACUGGCACCACAAGAAAUUGACGCAUAUCCAACCGGAACACAACCCUCAUUCCGAAGACUUUCUAGCAACACUGCUGAUGCGACGCGCACUAGUAACUCUGCUACCAAUCUGUCUCUCGCCAAUCUCAGUGAAGAUGUGGAUAACCUAAUAGCGGAGUGUCGAAGUCAGGUUGCGCAAUCUCCAAAUCAGUCGGAUGAUCAUGACCGGGCUCAUACUGUUGGAACCGGGGAUAACCAGCAGUUUUCGAAAAAAGACAUCGUGGCAAGCCCACACACAUCACCUUUCAAAAAGCGACAGCGUAUUGAUGCCGGAGAGGUGAUGCCGGCAGACACAACUGAAUCCGAACAAGUGCAAAAUAAGACAAUGGCGUCACUUCCUACAGUGCAGAUCGUAAGCACCAAAACAGACAGAGUGUGCCCAUCCACAACUAAUCCAUGGGAAGGAAUGAUACAAAUACCUUUGAGCGAAGUUGAUAUUCCAAAAGAUCAGGCAGAACUUUUGGAAGAACUCAAAUGGAUUCCUCAGGACCCCGGUGUAUCUGCACCUCUAUGCCAUUUACCACCUCAUCUUUUGACGCGAUGGAACAGCAUUGCACGAAGAAGACAACAUUUGGCCGAAGAAGCGGAAGAAAAACAAGAAGCAGAAGCAGAAGCAGAAGCAGAAGCAGAAGCAGAAGCAGAAGAAGCAGAAGAAGAAGAAGAAGAAGAAGAAGAAGAAGAAGAAGAAGAAGAAGAGCAAGUAUCCGAACAUGACCUUACUCCGACCCCGCACGAUAUCCAAACAUCCCCCAUACCAUGGUCCCCGUCACCCGAUAGGACCCCUGCUCGAGAUGUCCUUCCACGAGACACCGCCUCUCCCCCAAAAUACAUAAGGCCUACCAGAAAGCCCCCUACGCCAAGCGGUACUCAAUGUAACGUCUAUCAAUCUGCAGAUGAUGGCAAUGUGGACAUGGUGAACGGAUCUUGCAGUGCUUCAUUUCAGCCAGGGCGGAGAGAUAUCGUCGCGUCAAAGGACAAUAUCAAGACAGCAGGGCAACAAAGGUCUCAGUCUCCCGAUGAAGUAACAAUAAAACCGAGAAAUCCAGUGUCUUUGGGCCAUGGUCCUGACGGUGACCCAUCCCGAAAGGAAAACGCUCUCAAAUCGCUUGAUGUGGUUGAUGACCAACCCGCAAGUUUGAUACAAAAACUUUCUCAUGAUGAACUACUCCCGCAACAUCCUCCGCUUAUAUCUGAGCUCCGUGAUGAAUCAAGUGGCGAUGAGAGCGACGAGCCAGAGAUGGAAACAUAUGUCCCUUUCGCUCUGGGGGGAAUCAUUCCAUUAAGCAGUCAGCCUGAGCAGGUACUUACUAGCUCGGGGCCAUCGCUUCCAAGAUUUGCAGGGGGGACUAUCCAAGUAGUGGAGACACCUGCAGUCCAUAUGUCACGUCUGAAUCCCGAGAAGCAAAGCAAACAGAGAGUUGGAUUAGAACUCCAGAGUUCUCAGAAUCCAUCAUCUCGGGCUGCCAAUACAUCCUCUUCAUCUCGAAUCCUCAAUACCUACCGGUCACAAGAUAGCCAUGGGCAAAGUGACCCAUCCCAAGAGGCACCAAAUCCAUCUUUACCGACAUUGGCAGACGGUUCACUGCGAGUGGAUGUGCUAUGUACUCAGACUCAAACGAGCAGCGUACAUGCGCCAUCACAGGCGACAGUCCAGUCAUCUUCGGACGUCGUACUUGAUUCAUCGAGACCUGCUCAGCGACAGCGUGGCUCUUCUAUCUUCCAUUUAGACCACUCAGAUGACCCAUCGUCUUUUCCUUAUGUCAGGUGCCACUCGCUAUCCAUGUCUCAACUUCAUGAACCAAGCCAAGAUUCUUCCAGAGGACCUUUUUCCCUUGACGGCGCCUCGCAGUUGCCGGAAUUGUCACCUAUGGAAUUCACCACAUGGCUCGCCGCUGACGGAGAAUCACCAUCCAAAUGUUCACGGCCUCCGCGCCGCGAGGGUGCUGAUACUGGCCCAAAGGCAUCCCUCAGUCCAAAUGUCGACUUGGUAGCACGGCGGCAGGGCUUUAUCGGCAAGUCUGACACAUACGCUGAAGCGCAGACGAUCUAUGAAAAGUUCUGCAAUGAUUACUCGCCAUAUUCUGGUGAUUUCGCCCACUUCAUUGAGAUGUGCUCGAAAUUGCAGACAAUGCGGCAAAGGGGCCAGCUGCAACGAUCGUUCUUAUGGGAUGACUUUGUCAUCCAACACCUGGAGGAGUACCCACGCCAUCUUGCAGAGCGCACAUCUCAAGAGUCAAAGGCACUGGAUUACGAAGAUUUCUUUUGCUCGAAAUUCUCACGCCCCCAGCACAAAAAGAGAAGCCUAACAGCGCACGGGGUUGACAUAGUCGCGUCUCAGUUUGUUCCGCCAACCAUUGAAGGCGAGGAAACUCAGGAUCAAGUGCUGCAAAGCGAAGCGGCCAACACUCCUUUCACCGCCAGUCUUGUGGCAAGGCUUUCAACCCUUCAUGCUCACUCGCUUGCUGAUGUUCCUGUUCCGGAUGUUGACAUGCCAACUGCAACGCAGUCAUCGUCAUCCUCUAUUGACACCAGCUCAGAUUCGGUGGAGGUCAAAGUUGAAGCAAACGAUUCACCCAAUGGAUUGAUUGACUCCCAAAUUACCACGAGCAGCGACGAUCAGCAGCCUUUGCUCUUCGGUCUUGAUGAAGAGAUGGUCGAUGCAACACAAUACGACGCAGAUAACACUCGCGUUUCGCCUGAUCCGAACGACGUUGGCAUGGCCGAGACCGGCAUGGACGAAGUUGACGAUACACAAGAAGGAGAUGAUACUCACCAUGAAACUGCCAGCAUUGAACUUGGCGAUGAUACUGACGAUCGCCAUAUCUCUGCCUCACCCGCCCCGCCCGCGGCCCUGGGCUCCCUCAAUGCUGCCGUGAUCGAGCCGCCAAGGCAACGAAGAUCUUGGUUCCGAUCUCUUCGGAACAUAUACCCCACAGGUCCUGUAUGGUCAGAUGAUCCCGACACGCCAUUCAAGCGCUGGGCUCGCCAAGAUCAGAACCUUCUCCAAGAACUCAAUCGUCGCGGUGGAGCUAGGGUUCUACUUGACGAGAAGGGUGUCAUAUGUCGGCCUACCUACAACCAAGGAAAGAACCCUGGUCCCUAG